This is a messenger RNA of Aspergillus puulaauensis, 318 nucleotides long. RefSeq lists its product as uncharacterized. The record is from RefSeq and is a predicted model, not a curated record. Lineage: Eukaryota; Fungi; Ascomycota; Eurotiomycetes; Eurotiales; Aspergillaceae. Bases 1 to 318 code for a protein of 105 amino acids. The transcript has a single exon.
AUGAAACGUGAUUCGGCCUGCCUUUUCAGCAGCCCUUUAUUACUUGAUCAGAACUCUAUACUCAAGGGAUGGGGAAACAACUGUGCUUCUACGCAAUGCGCAAGACGUUUCAUCAACCUGCGAAGCCAUGAUGGAUGCAGUGUGCCGAAAUCCCAGUAUCAGCCCCUGAUACUCGACAUCGCAGCCAAGGGUUUUGAUCAGCCGGAACGCUUGUUUCAAUGUACGACACAAGAUACAUUAACAUCUCUGGGUGUAACGUUGUCAACCCUUUUCACGGUGGAUCUCGCAAAGUUUCUGGGUCAAAAUGUCAAUUUCUGA